Penicillium odoratum is the source of this 1824-nucleotide messenger RNA. RefSeq lists its product as uncharacterized. Gene Ontology annotation, biological process: transmembrane transport. The coding region runs from base 1 to 1824 and encodes 607 amino acids. The record is from RefSeq and is a predicted model, not a curated record. Gene Ontology annotation, molecular function: myo-inositol:proton symporter activity. Gene Ontology annotation, cellular component: membrane. Lineage: Eukaryota; Fungi; Ascomycota; Eurotiomycetes; Eurotiales; Aspergillaceae. The transcript has 8 exons.
AUGGCUCCAAAAUUUCAGUCUGAGGGGAUGACCCAAAAUGUCACGGCUGAAAUUCGAAACCCGCUUGAAGGUAUUCCGCACGAGCAGUUGAUGUCCAAUGUCGAAGCUUAUGCCAUUGAACACGGGCUGCAGGACAUCUUGCCUACUCUUCGCAAGGGUGCUUUGGCUGGCCAGGAUCCUAUUGCAGCUAGCACUUCAGCCAUGCUGAGUGGUCAGGAUCUUGAUGUUUUACAUGUGGAGGCUACUCGCCGCUGGCAUCAGCCUUGGGCAUUGUACUACACCAUUAUCCUGAACUCGAUCGCUGCAGCCAUUCAGGGCUGGGAUCAGACUGGGUCCAAUGGUGCCAAUCUUACAUUCGAUGUUGUCUUUGGUAUCCCGAACAAUCCCCCUGCAUGCCCGGACCAUGCUACAUGCACCCGCAACCAGUGGAUUGUCGGGUUCAUCAAUGCGACACCCUACAUUACCAUCUGCCUUUUCGCUGGCUGGCUCUCCGAUCCGCUCAACAAUAUCCUUGGCCGCAAGGGUACCAUUUUCUUGGCUGCAAUCUUUAGUCUUCUUGCACCUAUCGGAUCUGCCUUCACUCAGCGCUGGCCCCAGCUAGUGGUCUGUCGUAUUCUUUUGGGGAUUGGAAUGGGUCUGAAAGAAGUUACUGUUCCUGUCUACUCCGCCGAAAACGCACCCACCAACAUCCGUGGAGGCCUUGUCAUGAGUUGGCAAGUGUGGACAGCCUUUGGUAUCUUUCUCGGGACCUGUGCAAAUCUGGCUGUUGCCGACACAGGCAAACUUUCUUGGCGUUUGCAGCUUGGAUCAGCCUUUAUUCCUGCAGUUCCCCUGGUUAUCGGUGUUUGGUUCUGUCCUGAAUCACCUCGCUGGCUGAUCAUCAAAGGAAGACACCGUGCUGCAUAUGAAGCACUUCUUCGUCUCCGAAACAGUCCUUUACAAGCUGCCCGAGAUCUUUACAUGAUCCAUUCUCAGCUUGUCAUGGAGAGAGGUAUGCUUGAGGGAUCCGGUUAUGCAAAGACCGACAACAUGUUGGUUCGCUUCAAGGAAAUAUUUACUGUGCCCCGCUUGCGCCGUGCAACCCAGGCCUCGGGUAUCGUCAUGAUAGCACAGCAGAUGUGUGGUAUCAACAUUAUUGCAUUCUACUCUUCGACCAUCUUCCAGCUUGCCGGUGCAAAUAAUAUCGAGGCUUUGCUUGCGUCCUUUGGAUUCGGCCUGAUCAAUUUCCUUUUUGCCUGGCCUGCCCUGGGUGUUGUUUCUGGAUUCCCCAAAAGCAACAAGGCACAUAUCGGCCUCGUUGCCUUCUUUAUCUACCUCUUUGAUGUGUUUUAUUCCCCUGGAGAAGGCCCUGUUCCAUUUGCCUACUCUGCAGAGGUCUUUCCACAGUCUCAUCGUGAGAUCGGCAUGGCGUGGGCUGUUGCAACCAACAACUUCUGGGCAUCAGUCCUCUCGCUGACUUUCCCUUACAUGCUGCGUUCUUUAACCGCCCAGGGUGCCUUUGGGUUCUAUGCUUGUCUCAACCUUGUUGCUUUCGUUCUGAUUUUCCUUUUCUUGCCUGAGACGAUGCAGCGGUCUCUCGAGGAGCUGGAUUAUGUCUUUGGCGUACCUACCCGGACCCAUGCGAAGUACCAGCUGACUGUGGUACUUCCGUGGUGGAUCAGACGCUACAUUCUCAUGCGCAAGGGUUUUGAGUGCCCCCCACUGUACCGGAACUACGGCCAUCGCACUGAGACUGAUUUGCUCCCCACUGAGUCUCAUACCAUGGCCGAUGUUAUCACCGGACAGAAGGCCGAGGGGAUUCCUGAGCAGGUUGAAGUGGCUUAG